AUGAUCUCUCACGAGUCUCACGACGGAAUGGCUGAUCGACAAGAACAGAAAGACAGCAGUCCGCACGAGGCUCUGUGCCGGCUGAGUAUUUCAGCCGCACGACAGAUUGCGUCUGAUUGCAGCGGGACGGGAGAAGGGGAUGCUAGGCUGCGUGAGUGCGGCGCGCCGUUGGUGCAGCUGCUAGGUCGACAGGCUCAGCAGGUCUUGAGGUUCGCAGAGGGGAGGACAGAAGAGGACGAUGUCAAGGCGAUGGGGCUGGUCUCGCGGCGGCUGGCCGACCUGGUGGCCGUGGCGCACGGGCGCUUCUAUGCCUUUGUGCCGAGCGACGUUCCGGCCUGCUGGCGACAGCUCUACACAGACGCGAGCAUCCUGCAGUUUGCGCAGCGAUGGUCGCAGCUGGCGCGGGACGCAGACGCAGACGCAGACGCGACCAUCGGCUCCAGUCUGGAUCGUCUGGUGCGGCCUCUGGACAUGGCGCUGAUCCUGGCAGGCGGAGCCGGGCCGCGUGGUCGAGGUCGAGGCUGGAUCCACGCGGCCCUGGACGCACUUCAAGGCGUGUGGGAGGCGGGGGAGGGAAGAAGCCAAACCCGAGACUGGACUGCGUGUCCGACCUUUGCUGGUCCGGCCGUGUCUGUCCCGCCGGUCAGCCGGCCGGUAGAGCGUCGGGGCCGGCUCGGGCUCGCGGGCUUUCAGGCGUAUGUGGACGGCAGUCGCCGUCGCAGCGAGGGACCACAGCCAUUGGUUAUGACCGGCCUGACAGACCACUGGCCGGCACGCCGACCGGUCGACGGCCGGCCCUGGACGGUGCCGGCAUAUCUGCGAUGGCGCACGUUGAACGGCCGGCGACUGGUGCCGGUCGAGAUCGGCCGCAGCUACGUGGACGCGGGCUGGCGACAGGCUGUGGUGCCGCUGGCAGACGUCCUGACAGGGCUCUGCUCUCCAGAGAGAGACGCCGACGACGCCGGCCCUGUGUAUCUGGCCCAGCACGCACUCUUUACCCAGAUGCCGCGGCUGCGCGACGACAUCUGCGUGGUCGGUCGCAAAUACGUGCGGCUGUACGGACCGGCACAGACAGCCGCGCUGCGGCCGCGCGGCUGCGAAGGCGGCGUCGAUAUGGGCAAUACCAGCAGCCUGGACAUCCCCUAUGUCGACUGCAUCCUCGAGCCUGGCGACACGCUGUACAUUCCGCGCGGCUGGUGGCACUACGUGCGCGGACUGACCGUCAGCUUCAGUGUCAGCUUCUGGUGGGACUGA
This is a messenger RNA of Grosmannia clavigera kw1407, 1254 nucleotides long. Its product is annotated as lysine-specific demethylase 8. Bases 1 to 1254 code for a protein of 417 amino acids. NCBI's taxonomy places the organism in Eukaryota, Fungi, Ascomycota, Sordariomycetes, Ophiostomatales, Ophiostomataceae. The transcript has 3 exons. The record is from RefSeq and is a predicted model, not a curated record. Gene Ontology annotation, molecular function: 2-oxoglutarate-dependent dioxygenase activity.